AUGGCCACAGCUUCAGCUACAACGACGACACAAUCAACGACUCCAACACAAUCGAUUCUGCUAUCAACACAUACGCUCAGAAGAAAGCUUCCCAAUGAGAGUCUAGACAACAAAAUAAUGAUCAAAAUAUCAUCCGAAGAACAAGACUCUAAAAAUUCCGAGAUUACAAAUGGAUCAAACGUUGUCGAUGCAAAUAGCUGCAAAAGGGACAAACCCGAAGAACCUUCUCAACAACCGCAGCCACCACAACGAAAGAGGCCGGGCCGCAAGCCAAACCCAGCUUCACCCGCAUUACGGAAAGCCCAAAACAGAGCCGCUCAACGUGCGUUCCGUGAACGCAAGGAAAGACAUCUGUGUGAUUUGGAAAAUACUAUCAAGGCGCUCCGUGAAAGUCAAUACGAGUCAUCGAUUGAGUACCAAAAAGAAAUCCAGCGUCAUCGCUCGUUGAUCGAGUCACUUGAAACAGAACUGUUUUACCACAAAAGACUCGCGCUAUCCUUCGAGUUUGCUUUAAAUAGCAUCAACGGGAACGCCGAUGCGUCCACCAAAAUCAAGAAUUCGAUCCAGAUGCAGCUUCCUGGACAAGCUCUUCUUCACGGCUUGACAAUGACACCAAACAGCGCAAUGUACAAUCUCGCACAACCCAAUUCGAACUCUUCCUAUGGCGUGGCACAUCAGCAAAUACAAGCAGAGACCAUCAAUAUGCUACCUUCUCCCUCGAAUAGUUCUGCGCUUCUCUCUCCGAUAAGCACGCCCCCCACUCCACCUGUUUUAGGUGUGGCUGAAUUUGGCACGCCUACUCAUCUUACGCUCGGUGAGGGUCAUGGCGGAGAAUACGAAGUCUCGGAUGCUAAUUCGGUAAUUGCAAUGUCCAAACCGCCUUCCUACCCGGCUGCGAGCCCAGUAGACGGGAACGGAAUGAUAUUCUACAACGAGAUGUUUCAUCCAAAUUAUACAGCAAUGCUUGAGGAUGCUCAGAAUGUCUACAGCAAUCCAACAGCUCAACUUCAGCUUCUUUAA
This is a messenger RNA of Paraglomus brasilianum, 1020 nucleotides long. The record is from the annotation of a GenBank genome assembly. Lineage: Eukaryota; Fungi; Glomeromycota; Glomeromycetes; Paraglomerales; Paraglomeraceae.